Molecule: messenger RNA, 538 nt
Organism: Dermochelys coriacea (leatherback sea turtle)
Lineage: Eukaryota; Metazoa; Chordata; Testudines; Dermochelyidae
Gene: GNG8
Product: G protein subunit gamma 8
Exons: 3
Coding region: 99-311 (70 amino acids)
Biological process (GO): G protein-coupled receptor signaling pathway
Cellular component (GO): heterotrimeric G-protein complex
Molecular function (GO): G-protein beta-subunit binding
Source: RefSeq, a predicted model, not a curated record
GAGGCUGCUGAGUGGGGAGCUGACGCUGCUCACUUCAUCCAGAGAGAGCGAGAGACCCAGACACUUUGGCAACAGGGCAAGCACCUGGCUGGGGAACCAUGUCCAACAACAUGGCCAAGAUCGCCGAGGCCCGCAAGACGGUGGAGCAGCUCAAGCUGGAGGUGAACAUUGACCGCAUGAAGGUGUCAAAGGCGGCGGCAGAUUUGCUGGCCUACUGCGAGGCGCAUGCCAAAGAGGACCCGCUGGUGACUCCGGUGCCCUCCUCGGAGAACCCCUUCCGCGAAAAGAGGCUCUUCUGCAUCGUGCUUUGAGCCCUGCAGCCAGCGACUCAGCGCCCCCCUCUCCCCCGGGGCUGCAGCUCCAGAGCGGCACCGCUAGCUUUAGCACAGGGGAGCGGAGAGUGGGUCAGAGAGCGGCGGGGAGGUGUGUGGGCACUGUGGGACAGAGCAUGGGGUGUGGGCUGCACACCCUGACUGACCUGGGGUGUCUGCUUCACCUAUCCUCCUUUCUCCCCCCCCCAUCAGUGAACAUUAUCUCU